AUGGCAGAUACCGCAAACAGAGAUCUAACUCAACUGAUUAUUCGACUUGUUACCGGUGAAUUUGGUACACCGAUACGAGUACGAAGCAAUUUCUUUGAAAUGACAAGUCUUCCAGCUCAAAAUAUACAACACUUGAAUAUUCAAAUAUUACCUGAUGGUACUCCUCCUGCUGUACUUAGAAAGGUAUGGCAAUCUUUUGAAGAUAGUCUUGAAGGUCAAGCUUUUCUUAACAAGGUCAAGCCUGUCUUUGAUGGUCGUGCAAAUCUUUUUUCUCCAAAACCUCUGAAAUGUGGUGAUGAUAAUCUUGGGAUUUGUUUUAACGUCAAUCUUCAAGAAGGAAACCGUUCUGGUGGUGUCUUCAAGUUGAAUAUCAAGCCUGUAGGUGUAAUCAACAUGAGUGAAUUACAAUCAUUCUUGGAUGGGAGGUCCGGUAUUACCAACAAUUGUCUAGCUGCUAUUAUGGCUCUUGAUGUAUUAUUUCAUCACGUUCCAAGCAUGCAAUAUCCCACUGUGGAUCGAUCCUUUUUCACUCCCCAGGAUAAACGUCCUUUACCCAAUGGUGCUGAAGUAUGGCAAGGCAUUUAUCAAUCUAUUCGUCCUACUCAAGGCAAAAUGAUGGUCAAUGUUGAUGUUAGUGCUACCGCUUUCUAUGAAUCUGGUCCUCUUCAUGAACUGUUACCCAAAUUACUAGACCGCCAUAGUCUUGAUGAUCUUCGUCAUGGCAUUUCUGAUAGUGAACACACCGAAGUUGAAAAAAUGCUCAAGAAUCUCAAGAUCGUUGUUGUCCAUCGUGGUGCUGACAAGCGAUUAGAGUACAAGAUUAAUAAGCUCACUUCUACCUCUGUUGAAAAUACUGUAUUCAAAGAUAAACUUGGAAAUGAAAUCACGGUUGCUCAAUACUUUCAAAAGACUUACAACAGACGUUUUGCUUAUCCUUUCUUACCCUGUAUUGUUGUCAAGAAAGAUACCUUUUUGCCUAUGGAAGUUUGUGAAGUCCUUCCUGGCCAACGCUAUACGGAGAAAUUGAAUGAAGACCAAGCUGCCGAAAUGACUAGCUUUACUUGGCAAAAGCCCAACGUAUGUGCAUUCAGGAUAAACCAAGGUGUCAACCUCCUCAAAUACAAUGAUAACCCAUAUAUUCGACAAUUUGGUGUCAACGUCAAGCCUGAAAUGGCCAUGAUCGGAGCUCGAGUCCUUCCUGCUCCAGAGAUCUCUUUCCAUCCUUCCUCUCAAAAUGCUACGUUUACUCCUAUCGAUGGUGUUUGGGAUCUUCGUGGUAAGAAAGUUGCAAAGGGCGCCAACUUGAGUUGUUGGUCUGUUGUCAAUUUUGACCACCUUCUUCCUAUCGAAAUAAUCCAACAUUUUAUUCAUGAACUAUAUCAAACGUUUGUUGAUACUGGGUUGACUGUAUUCGACGAUGGACCCCCAAUGAUCAAUGCUGAUCCUCAAGAUAGCAUUGAACGCAUUCUUUUGCAGGCCUCCUCAUGGUUCUGCGUAGGCUCAGAGGCUGAAACCCAAUUAAUUGUCUGUAUCUUGCCAAAUGCUGAAGUUCCUCUCUAUGCUGAAAUCAAGCGUGUCUCUGAUACAGUUAUUGGUAUUCCUACUCAGUGCAUCCAAAGUGAGAAUGUUGCUGACUGUAAGAAAGAAUAUUUGACCAAUGUCUGCUUGAAAGUGAACAUGAAGCUUGGCGGAAUCAACUGGUUUCUGGAUAAUUUUCAAAUUCCUUUGAUCUCAACCAGACCUACUAUUGUUUUUGGUGCUGACAUUACUCAUCCUCCUCGCGAUAUGAACAGACCAUCUAUAGCCGCAGUGACUGCAACUAUGAAUGCUGAUGCAGCAUAUUAUUCUUCUACUUUCCGUGCUCAAGCCCCCCGUACCGAAAUCAUUGAGGAUUUAGCCAACAUGGUCAAGGAACUGUUGAAGAUCUUCUGUCAAAGUUGUGGUCAAAAGCCUCAGCAGAUUUUAUUCUAUCGUUCUGGUGUUUCUGAAGGUCAGUUUGAUCAAGUGCUCAGGAAUGAAGUUGCUGCCAUACACGCUGCCUGUGCUUCAUUGGAUAGAACUUACAUGCCUCCUGUCACCUUUGUGGUUGUUCAAAAACAUCAUCAUGCUCGAUUCUUCCCUGUUGAAUUCCGUCACGCUGAUCGAACUGGUAACUGUGAACCUGGUACGGUUGUGGAUAGUCAUAUUGUACAUCCUUUUGCGUUCAGCUUUUUUUUAAAGUCGUACGCCGGUCUUCAAAGUACAUCGGGUCCUACUCAAUACCACGUCAUUUACGACAACUGUAAUUUCGCGCCAUAUGUUUUACAAGAACUCACUUACCGUCUCUGCUACCUCUAUGGUCGGGCCAGUAAUGCUGCCUCUAUCUGUCCCCCUGCUUAUUAUGCUCAUUUGGUGGCAAUUCGUGCGAAUUUCUAUCGCAAGGGUAAUAUUGGAGAAGAUACUGAUUCUACUGGUGAACAUAUGGAUAUUGGUGCUCAAUUGGCCAGCUUUGAUAAAGUCAGGCCAAACUUACAAAAAAUAAUGUAUUAUGUAUAG
Halteromyces radiatus is the source of this 2535-nucleotide messenger RNA. RefSeq names its product Piwi domain-containing protein. Gene Ontology annotation, molecular function: RNA binding; protein binding. The record is from RefSeq and is a predicted model, not a curated record. NCBI's taxonomy places the organism in Eukaryota, Fungi, Mucoromycota, Mucoromycetes, Mucorales, Cunninghamellaceae. The coding region runs from base 1 to 2535 and encodes 844 amino acids. The transcript is spliced from 7 exons.